UGACUUUGUCAAUAUUUAAAUAUCUCUGUCGGAGUUUACAUGUUACAUGACAAACUAAUGUCUAAACCUUGUGAUUUUUUUCGAAAUGUAUUGACGGAUAAUGAACAACGCAAAUUCUAAUUACAUUUUAACAUAAAACACCACAAAUCAAUCCGCCCAUUCCACGAAAAAUGUCCACCAGCAAAUUAGAUGCAGUUUACCGUAGUAUACUCAUCACAAAAUUUUUUACUAAAGGUUGGGGAAAACCAGAAAACCUUCGUAGGUUAUUUGAGUUUAGAAAAGUUGUCUCCAAUCGUGAUGAAUGCUUUAAAUUGGUCGAAAGAGAUUACCCUGUAACAAUUACCAAGGAACAAAACCUGUCAGAUUGUCGCCUUCUAGAGGGCUACUUUGUAACUCCCAUGGAAAGACAUUUACCUGGUAUAGUCCCAAAAAUUGCACAAAAGGCACAUUUUCAAAUGUUAUUACCUAAUCAUUGGCCAGAAUCCUCGUGCAAACCUGUGUGUUUACAUCUUGCUGGUACUGGUGACCAUUAUUUCUGGAGAAGAAGAAAUUUAAUGGUUAAACCAUUGCUGAAAGAAGCUGGCAUUGGUGGUAUCAUAUUAGAAAAUCCAUUUUAUGGCCUCCGUAAACCAACUGACCAAGUACGUUCCUCUUUACAUAAUGUGUCGGACAUUUUCGUGAUGGGCGGUUGUUUAAUUCUUGAGUCGUUGGUUCUUUUUCAUUGGUGUGAGCGUAAUGGUCUGGGCCCGCUUGGAGUCACCGGAUUAUCUAUGGGUGGACAUAUGGCCUCUCUGGCAGCUACAAAUUGGCCGAAACCACUAGUUUUAGUUCCUUGUUUAUCAUGGUCUACUGCAUCUGCUGUGUUUUUACAGGGUGUGAUGUCACAUUCAAUUAAUUGGGAUUUACUCGAAGACCAAUAUUUAUCAGAUGGUUCAUACAGGGAAAAGCUAUCAAAAAUGGUGACUAUUGUAGACGAGGCUUUUUUGGCGGGAAAGAAGUUUGCUCAAACAUACUCACAAAGAAUGGACACACAGACAGGAGACCCUAUAGUGAAAACCGUUAAUCUGGAGCCAAAUUAUCCUGUCGAUAUAACGUUUAAAGAAAAUCCCAUUUCCGAAAUUAAAGAAAAAAGAAAAAAGUUAGAAAACGAGUCUUUUGCUCAAAAAGAGAAUUUAAUUGAAAAGUUGAAAAUAUUGUUAGAAGAGGAGAAAAUAAGUCAGAGCCUUUAUGAUAAGUUGACGUCGGAUGAGAAAUUUGAGUUGGACUCCCAGGAUAUUGAGAUUAUAAAUAAAUUGACUGAAGCUAGAAUAAGGGAGGUGCUCCUAAAAUUUCAAGUUGAAACCAAAAGCGAUGUUCCUAAACAUAAUUAUACAGACUCGAAAACAGAGUCAAAAAUAUUAACUAGCAACACUGUAGCUAAAGAAAUAAUAGAUAAACCAAAGCCGGAGAGAAAAUCAUGGAACGUAUCAGAUCUUACCUCCGAUCUAUGGGUCAAUCUGCCUUUCAUGAAAUCAAGUGGGAAAAAGAUAGAUAUUGGAAAAAUACAUUGGAGGGACAGAGAAGCACUUCAGUUUAUGAGAGGGAUAAUGGAUGAAUGUACGCACUUGAGCAAUUUCUCUGUGCCCUUUGACACUUCGCUGAUCAUAGCUGUGUGCGCAAAACAUGACGCGUACGUACCGAGAGAGGACGUUGGGGCAUUAGAGGAGAUCUGGCCAGGGGCGGAAGUGCGUUAUGUGGACGCGGGACACGUUUCCGCCUACAUCCUGCAUCAGUCGUUAUUCAGAUCAUGUAUACGAGAGGCCUUCGAACGGUCAAAGAAGAAAUGGAAAAAUGGACAACAUAUCGAAUGAUACUAAAUACUAAUAAAAAAAGUUGGUGCAAUUUUACAGCAAUAUUUAGAUUUUAUGGGUAGUGAUACUAUUGUGAUUCUAACCUUCGUCAAUAAGUGCCAUAUGGCUAUAAUUUUUGACAACAAAACAUAUAUUUACCCCUUUAUCUGUUUCGAUUUAAGUAUAGUUUAGAUUGGUUAAAUGUUGAUAGAUUUCUAGUCUUGUUGCAAUGCCCCUAAAUUUUUCUACGUUAAUUUUAUACCUGCAGUACAAAGUUCUUAGUUUGUGCGUUUAGAUAAUGUUACUGUGUUGUUUUGUUAACGUAUUUAUGUAAAUAAGAAAUUUAUCUCUAUUGAGAGUGUAAAGUGUAUUUUUAUAUGCAAUAAAUAUACAUUUUUAUUU
Pieris brassicae (large cabbage white) is the source of this 2231-nucleotide messenger RNA. RefSeq names its product protein ABHD18. Bases 171 to 1850 code for a protein of 559 amino acids. The record is from RefSeq and is a predicted model, not a curated record. Lineage: Eukaryota; Metazoa; Arthropoda; Insecta; Lepidoptera; Pieridae. The transcript has 10 exons.